UUAACCGUCCAUGGGAAAUUACGGCAGUGGCAGUCCGUGAGACUCACUGGUGAUAGGUUGAUCAGGCUGGGGACCUGUUCUCUUGGCCGAGUAGUGAGAGGUCACCAGCAAAUAUAAAUUCCGUGGUCCCGUCGGUUCCUUCCACGAAAUCAUCAGGCGCAUCGGUGGCUCGAUGUCUUUCUCUUCCGCUUGUUGUGCGUGGCUUCGGCCACGCAAUCCGUUCCUUACGUUCCUGUAUCUCGCUCUUUUUACCUUGUCCUUCUCUAUUGGCACCUCUUCCGCCGUCACGGUGCCCGUUCGGCUCUCCGCGAGCCCCGGGUAUCAGGGCCGGUCUGUUGCUUGUCCCGCCCGAUGUGCCGCCUCGGGCCCCAAUCCAGCCAACUGGUCCCUCUAUCACAAUUUUGACCAACUCGCCUCGUGCAAAGAGUCUCUCUUUUACUCCUUCUCCUUUGUUGAUCCUGUCGAUGACCCGGACAGCCUCCAUCGCAUCUACGCCUGCACCUCUUUCGGCCCCGAUUGGGCGAGUCUGCCGGCCAACACAUCAAGCCUAAAAUCACAGUCCGCAGGCGCCCCGGCCCCCGUGAAUGGUACAUAUCAGAUUGGAUCCUGGCCCUCCACUCCGGUCUCCUCAGUCUCAUCUUCUCUUGCCACCCUCAUCAAGCAGUUGCGCCAAUAUCUGUCUAAUGGGUUCGGCCGCGAGAAGCAUCCGACCAUUCUCUUCGCCAGCUAUGGCACGACCUCAGUUGGGCUCUACAUUGGCCAAGGUCUGCAGAGCCAGGGUAUUGGUAACAUCGUGCUGGCAUACCUGGAGAACUCCAUGGCAACAUCCAACGCUAGCCUUUCGGCGAGUGUGGCCAUGCAAUUCUGCCAGCCGGGUCAGACUUCUCACCACGUUUUUGGCCUGAUGGCCACAGGCAAUGGAACGUUUGCUGCCGUGCAAGAUGCCCUUAGCGCAUGGGCCCAGGCGGAAUGCUUGGCCUUUCCAUCGGUCCAAAAUGUCAGCGGCACUGUCCCGCUGGCGACGCCAUUGUUUCCUUCCUCCCCCAAGCCCAUCAGCACCAACUCCACCUCGACUUCUGCCAAUGCGACCUCUAUUCGGGGCAGGGCCCUCGCCCCUCGGACCACCUGUUCCACUGUGCAGGUCGUCUCCGGUGAUAGCUGCAGUACCUUGGCGCAGAAAUGUGGGAUCACUCCGGCUCAGUUCACCAAGUAUAAUCCCGAGUCGAACGAGUGCUCUUCUCUGACGCCGGGAGAGCACGUCUGCUGUUCGGCCGGCACGUUGCCUGACUUCGCUCCGAAGCCCCAGGCCGAUGGCACUUGUGCGACCUACACCGUCCAGCCAGAUGACAGCUGUUCCAAGAUUGCCGCUACAUACAGCAUCACCGUGGAUGAUAUCAACACUUUCAACAAGGACACAUGGGCUUGGAAUGGCUGCACGCGCCUCUACCCUCACAAUGUCAUCUGUGUCAGUACUGGCAAUCCGCCCAUGCCGGCGUCGGUCUCCAAUGCCAUUUGUGGGCCACAGGUCCCCGGCACCCCGACCCCUCCCAGUGGGAAAAAUAUCUCUCUGCUCAACGAGUGCCCGCUGAAUGCGUGCUGCGAUGUAUGGGGCCAAUGUGGUACGACAGCCGGGUUCUGCACGAAUACUGGCACGGGGGCACCUGGAACCGCGGCACCUGGCACCAAUGGCUGCAUCUCGAACUGUGGCACCAACAUCGUCCUAAGUAGCCCCCCUGCGACGUACCGCAGUAUCGGUUUCUACGAAGGUUUCAACCUGCAGCGGCCCUGCCUCUACCAGGACAUCUCUCAGCUGGACACCUCUGCUUACACCCACAUCUACUUCUCCUUUGGCGUGCUAUCCUCCUCUUAUGUGGUCCAGAUCCCUAACCUCACGACUACUUACGAGUUCAACCUGUUCAAACGACUCCAAGGCGUCAAACGUGUUCUGUCCAUUGGCGGCUGGGCGUUUUCCACCGACCCGAGCACUUAUAUGAUCUUUCGCGAGGGCGUCACUGCUGCCAAUCGUCUGACCAUGGCGACCAACAUUGCCAAUUUUAUCAAGGACAACGAUCUCGAUGGUGUCAAUAUCGACUGGGAGUAUCCGGGGGCACCGGAUAUCCCUGGCAUCCCUGCUGCUAGUACCGAUGAUGGUGACAACUAUCUCGCUUUCCUGGUUGUAUUGAGAAACCUCCUUGGGGAUGAAAAGGAAAUCACGAUUGCGGCGCCGUCAUCGUAUUGGUACCUAAAAGGGUUUCCAAUCAAGAAGAUGACCCCAUUCCUGGACUAUAUCAUCUAUAUGACCUACGAUUUGCACGGACAGUGGGAUGCCAACAAUCAAUGGUCACAGCUUGGCUGUCCUACUGGCAAUUGUUUACGUUCGGACGUCAACCUUACCGAAACAAUCGGCUCUUUAGUUAUGAUCACCAAAGCAGGUGUCCCCUCCAACCAGGUCGUUGUCGGCGUGACCAGCUACGGACGCUCAUUUGCCAUGGCUGAAGCAGGCUGCUACGGGCCUCAGUGCCAAUUCCUGGGCUCAGCCGAUGACUCGCAAGCUGCGCCUGGGCCUUGUACUCAAACUGCGGGUUACAUUGCUAAUGCCGAAAUCGAGGCUAUUCUCGCCAACUCUAGUCGGGUCACCGAGAGCUACAUUGACGUCGCUAGUGACACCAACAUCCUUGUUUAUGACGACACUCAAUGGGUCGGCUGGAUGAGUGAUGGCGUCAAAGCCACACGAAGGGCACUCUACAAGGACCUCGCCAUGGGUGGAACCACCGAUUGGGCCACCGACCUGCAAAAGUACAAUCCUCCCCCGUUCAUCGCCAAGAGCUGGGCUGCCCUCAUUGACGACGUCGUCCUGGAUAAAGAUCCCUAUGUAGAGGGUAACCGAACUGGCAACUGGACUUCCUUGACUUGUACGGAUCCGGCUAUUCAAGAUGCCCUGUGGAUGCCAUGCCCCCAGCGCUGGUCGGAGCUGGACGCUUCCAACGCGUGGUCCGAUGCCAUCAAUGUCUGGAAGAAUAUCGAUCAGCCGAGAAUGACGCCUGCCGAAGGGGAUUUCUCCUUGUCCAUCAUGAACACUUUCCAUGGUGGUGAAAAGACAAAUUGUGGACUGGUCAGCCCAGUUGGCAAUUGCAAUAACGCCGAAACGUGCGGAUGGUUCCAAGGUUUCGGCCAGGGCACCGGUGAUUCAGGUGCCGCAGCGAUGCUGAUCUAUAAUUCUCUCACGGUGAUCAACUCGGCAUACUCCCAAUUCUCUGCCGCCAUCAACGCAGCUGCAGGAACGUACAUCGACAACAAGCUCCAGGACUUUGAGGACACCUUCGCCCCGGUGCCUCCAGCUCCCAGCGACACGUGGAUAGACAUCUUGUUCAACCUUCUAGGUCUCGGUAUCACGGUGGUCGCCGCGCCAUACUUUGAGGGUGUCCUGACAGAUCUACCGGCACUGAGCUCCGCUCUGGGCGAUGCCGGCGCUGACGUUGCCGCUGAUGUUACCAAUGCCAUUGUGGCGUACGGAGCAUCGAUCGCGACUGACACAAUAUCCUCGAAAGCACCGGGCCAAUGGACCGCAUCUUCCCAGGAUACUUUCUCCGCCACUCUGGGAUCCGUAGUCGCCGGCUGGAGUGCCAUCGCUCAAGAUCAACUCUGGAACCUGUUCAAUGGAUCUGACGCCUCCAUCUCUCUCCUCACCACUCUGAUUGCCAAUGGUAAUCUCAUUGAGUGCAGCGGCGGCAGCGCAUCGGUAAGCGCGAAACCUGACUCCCAGACUAACGCCCAGAUUGAGAGCUACAUCAGCAAGGCCUUCUUUGGCUUCGCCAUCCCGUCAGUCUGGGAGGUCUCCGGCACCGCCGCCUUCGUCGUGGACUCGGGCUAUCCCUGCAGUGCGCAGAACCCUUUGACCGACUACAUGACCGCGGCCACCCAAGAGGCCACCUAUUCAUGCUACAAGGAUAAGCUGUACUACCUGGUCCAUCCCGAUGGAACGUGGCGGGGCUGUCCGAGUAACGACACCGAGACGAUCGAUUGCGUGGAUUGUGGCUCAGUAUCCCCAUCACCGUGCGACUACGCUACAUAUUUCACGGCUCCACCAGGACUGAGCUCCCUCGCCUCCGGAUUCUGGGGAAAUAUUACCUUGUCCGAUCUCAUCGAGGGGUCCGUCAGAACAUACGAGGCGAACGGCAAUGCCAACGGUGGACCCGUCGCCAACCCCUUGGACAAGGAUACUCUGCAAGAUCUUUCCAACCAAGACAUCACCACUCCUGGCUAUAUCCGCCUUCCGGUGUGCAGCCCCCAAGUCGCCUGGGCCUCGUGGUCCAACCCAUCCCAGUCCAACUCCAGCGCCCCGUACUACCCCUGCAACCCGUUGCAAGGCGUGACCAAGUGCAGCGGCUACACCUACCAGGACGAGACCUCCUCUGCCUCCCCGCUGGUAUCCGACUGUCAAACGAUUGUGAAAAACAUCCAGGGCACGAACGGCGAGUGGACUACUGGGAUCGGUCACCAACGCUCCAUUGCCAAGUUCGGCUCUUGCCAUUUUGGCGUCCAGAAUGUGGGUGUUACUGGCGACGUCACCUAUCAUACUGGCAGUCAGGAUAUCGUCAAUAUCAUCACUGAAUCGAUCUCGAAAUACGCCUCUGACGGUCGUGUCGGCGCGAAAGGGUAUAUGGAGUGCGGUGGUGAUGCCGGCAAUCAGAAGGUCGAGUGGGGUUUGUAUUAGUAGGAUUGCUUUGACAGUUGUUGGGGGUACAUGGGCACCCUAUCAUGCCCCAGCACGGUUGUGUUCCUUGCUUGGUCCCAGGACUGGGUUGCCCGAAAGCUGAAGCUGUGUUCGUACUCAUUUCAUGGCCAUUGUAUCACCAAUAUAAUUGUAUACUACUGCUCUCUAUCAAACUAUCAUAGUUCCGCUGAGCCCUAAUCCAGGCAACAUGGGUUGGCUACUGAUGAGAAA
This is a messenger RNA of Aspergillus ibericus CBS 121593, 4945 nucleotides long. Its product is annotated as glycoside hydrolase family 18 protein. Gene Ontology annotation, molecular function: chitin binding; hydrolase activity, hydrolyzing O-glycosyl compounds. The transcript has 8 exons. The coding region runs from base 173 to 4714 and encodes 1513 amino acids. Gene Ontology annotation, biological process: carbohydrate metabolic process. The record is from RefSeq and is a predicted model, not a curated record. Lineage: Eukaryota; Fungi; Ascomycota; Eurotiomycetes; Eurotiales; Aspergillaceae.